AGGGUCAGCUUAGUGGGGGGCUUUCAUUUUAGUGUAACACGCUUGGCGGCUCUCGAACCGGAGCUGCCCCUGGUUGGCAGAGGAGGCAUUGCCCAGCUCGUUUAUUUCUUCAGCACCUUUCACGCUGAGUGCUCCGCUGUUUGUGAAAUGCAAAGCAGGAGAAAAAAAGCAAAAAAGAGAAGUUGGCGCCGUUCUGCUUUCAUCGGGCACUUUGUCUUGUUGGCGGGUACCAAAAAAAGCGCCAUGAUGAAGAAGUGCGAGUGACGACCAAGUUCCUUUUUGAAAGCGUCUGUCGCGUGUCAGAGCAGGCGCUAAAGUGAGUCGAGGCUUGUGGGCAGCAAAUGGCUGACUUUGGUGGGCUUCGAAGGGUAAAGUAGACGGACUGAAGAUGCGGGGGCGGAGGUGGCUGGGAGAAGACGCACUGAAGAGAGGACCACCCUGUUGGUACCACCAUGACCUGACCAGACACGCCACUGAGGCCCUGCUGCUCACCAACGGGAAGGAUGGCAGUUACCUGCUGAGAAAAAGCAAUGAAGGCCCACACAGCUACGCCUUGUCGGUGAGAGCAAAGGACUCGGUGAAGCACUUCCACGUCACCCGCUCGGGCUCUGCCUACACGUUUGGGUUCAACGAGUUCUCCUCCCUCAAGGAUUUUGUCGGCCAUUUUGCCAACCAGCCGCUUAUCGGCAGCGAAACAGGCACCCUCAUUGUUUUAAAAAACCCGUACCCUCGAGAGGUGGAGGAGCCGUCCAUUUACGAGUCGGUCCGCGUCCACACCGCCAUGCAGACCGGCCGCACGGAGGAUGACCUCAUUCCCAGCGCUCCCUCGUUGGGGACAAAGGAAGGAUACCUCAUCAAACAAGGAGCCAUCGUGAAGAGCUGGAAGACCCGCUGGUUCACUCUGAACAGGAAUGAGCUGAAGUACUACAAGGACAAGAUGUUCACUGAGCCGAUCCGCACGUUGGAUUUGACCGAAUGCACGGCCGUCCAGUUCGAUUAUUCUCAGGACAAAACCAACUGCUUCUGCCUGGUGUUUCCCGAAAGGACCUUCUAUUUGUGUGCCAAGACGAGCGUCGAGACGGACGAGUGGAUCAAGAUCCUGCGCUGGAAGCUGUCACAAAUCAAAAAAGGCAUCUGAAGACGACACUGUGAUUUUUGUCAUCAAGACGCGGGAGAAGAAUAACUGAGACCCCACUUGAAGGAACCUGAACAGGACGACUCUGCGGCCAACGACGUCACCGGACACGACACGCGACGUCACAGGUGGCGACUUCCAGAUGUACUCGCGUCUGCUCGAUGGCCUCCGUCACUGGACCUGGAGAAUGGAACGGCGCAGGGUACCGAGGGCUUCUCAACACCCGCCCGAGGUUUUUUGUUUUUUUAUUUCCGAUCCCCUGCCGAUAAUUAAAGCUUCAAGCAUUCAGGUGGUUCCCCGCAGCCACGCAAUGGCACAGGAUCAUUUUACAAAUCUGCGUUUGAGUCCUCGUGCUGAUGGAAGACCACCCUGGCGCACACCUCGACUAAGCUGCUCUUCGUGCUUUACCUCUUUUUACUGUUUACAGUGACUGACCAAUAAAACGCUGAACUGCA
Molecule: messenger RNA, 1590 nt
Organism: Polypterus senegalus (gray bichir)
Lineage: Eukaryota; Metazoa; Chordata; Cladistia; Polypteriformes; Polypteridae
Gene: dapp1
Product: dual adaptor of phosphotyrosine and 3-phosphoinositides
Exons: 9
Coding region: 389-1138 (249 amino acids)
Source: RefSeq, a predicted model, not a curated record